Molecule: messenger RNA, 1050 nt
Organism: Symbiodinium pilosum
Lineage: Eukaryota; Dinophyceae; Suessiales; Symbiodiniaceae
Source: the annotation of a GenBank genome assembly
AUGGCUGCGAUUGCCAUUGCUGGUCUGGUGCUUCUGUGCAUCUAUCUGGGUGUGCGUAUAGUGCCGCAGUCAGAAAAGCAUGUGGUUGAACGGUUCGGCCGGCUCAGAGUGGUUUUAGGCCCCGGCAUUAACCUGAUUGUGCCUUUUCUGGACAGGGUGGCGCAUCAGGUAUCGAUUCUGGAACGUCAGUUGCCCACGGCCAGUCAGGAUGCCAUCACGGUGGACAACGUUCUGGUAAAAGUGGAUACCAGCGUUUUUUAUCGCAUUUUAGAACCUGAAAAAACCGUUUAUCGGAUACGUGAUGUGGAUGGCGCUAUUGCCACAACCGUUGCAGGUAUUGUGCGUGCGGAAAUUGGCACCAUGGAACUGGAUCAGGUGCAAUCGAACCGAUCUGAGCUUAUCGACACGAUAAAAUCCAGUGUGGAAGAAGCGGUGGAUGAUUGGGGAAUCGAAGUCACCCGUGCAGAAAUUCUGGAUGUGAAUCUGGAUCAGGCGACCCGGGAAGCCAUGUUGCAGCAGCUCAAUGCUGAACGGGAACGUCGUGCUCAGGUCACCCGGGCGGAGGGCUCAAAGCGGGCAGUUGAGCUCAACGCUGAUGCAGAGCUUUAUGCCGCUGAACAAACCGCUAAAGCGCGUCGGAUUGAGGCAGAUGCCGAAGCCUAUGCGACAGGGGUUGUUGCGCAAGCCAUUCAAAGCAACGGCCUGGAAGCUGCCCAGUACCAGGUGGCCCUGAAACAGGUUGAAGCUCUGGUUGCCCUGGGCAGUAGGGCGUUCGUGAUGUGGGCGCUGUGGUGGGUCUGGGUGAUUGCCGGCGUGCUGCUGGCGAUUGUUGAAGUGCUGGUGCCCGGCUAUAUAUUUUUGGGCUUUGCCAUUGGCGCCGCCCUGACAGGUUUGCUCCUGCUGGUGGGCGGCUCCCUGGUGCUUUCGCUGCCACUACUCGUGCUGGUGUUUGCGCUGCUCUCCCUGGCCAGCUGGAUCCUGCUGCGGCGUUGGGUCGGCGUACGCAAAGGCCAGGUCAAAGUCUGGGACAGCGAUAUUAACGACCCUUAA